Messenger RNA from Aspergillus piperis CBS 112811, 2514 nucleotides. Its product is annotated as DUF323 domain protein. The transcript has 7 exons. The record is from RefSeq and is a predicted model, not a curated record. Bases 1 to 2514 code for a protein of 837 amino acids. NCBI's taxonomy places the organism in Eukaryota, Fungi, Ascomycota, Eurotiomycetes, Eurotiales, Aspergillaceae.
AUGUCACCCUUAUGUCCGGUCGUCAAGGGCGUUGACAUCGUCGAUAUCCGUCAAAAUGACGUGGAGUUUUCCCUGGUAAAUGAUAUCCAGCGAGGUAUAGAUCCUCCGGCAGGAACUUGCCGUUCCAUGCCCACGAUGCUUCUGUACGAUGCUCAGGGGCUCAAGCUGUUCGAGGACAUUACGUACCUGGAGGAAUAUUAUCUCACAAACGCGGAGAUUGACGUUCUACGGACACAUGCGAAGAGGAUCGUUGAACGCAUCCCGGACAAUGCGCAAUUACUGGAGCUAGGUAGUGGCAAUCUGCGCAAGAUUGAGAUCCUUCUCCAGGAAUUCGAAGCGGCGAGCAAAAGAGUGGACUACUAUGCCUUGGAUCUGUCGCUCUCGGAGUUGGAGCGCACAUUCUCGGAAGUAUCCCUCGAUCAAUAUCAAUAUGUCGAGCUCCAUGGCCUCCAUGGCACGUACGACGACGCCCUUACCUGGCUGGAAAACCCCGCGAAUCGAAAGGUCCCAACGGUGAUCAUGUCAAUGGGUUCGUCAAUAGGAAAUUUCGAUCGUCCUGCGGCGGCGAAAUUCUUGUCGCAAUUUGCCAGGCUCCUGGGGCCGUCGGACUUGAUGGUGCUUGGGUUGGAUAGUUGCACCGACUCGGAUAAAGUGUACAAGGCAUACAAUGAUUCCAAGGGUAUCACGCGGCAGUUCUACGAGAACGGGUUGUUGCAUGCGAACUCUGUGCUUGGAUACGAAGCAUUCAAGCUCGAUGAGUGGGACAUCGUGACGGAGUACGAUAAUGUCGAAGGGCGGCACCAGGCGUUUUACGCGCCAAAGCGGGACGUGACUAUAAACGGGGUACUGCUCCAGAAAGGCGAGAAGCUGAUUUUCGAGGAGGCAUUCAAAUAUGCUCCCGAGCAGUGCGAUCAGCUAUGGCAUGAUGCGGGUUUAAUUGAGGACGCUGAGUUUGGCAAUGAGUCUGGGGAUUACCUUAUCCACGUGCUGUCCUCGGCUACCCUCAACUUUCCAACGAGCCCAUCACAAUAUGCGGCUCAAUCAGUGCCGAGCUUUGAGGAGUUCCAGUCUCUGUGGACGGCAUGGGAUAUUGUCACCAAGGCCAUGGUUCCCAGGGAGGAACUUCUGUCGAAGCCCAUCAAAUUGCGAAAUGCAUUGAUUUUCUACCUUGGGCACAUUCCUACUUUUCUCGAUGUUCAUUUGACCCGAGCGUUGGGUGAAAAGCCAACGCACCCCAAGUCAUAUCGACUCAUCUUCGAACGCGGAAUCGAUCCCGAUGUGGAUGACCCCGAAAAGUGCCAUUCUCACAGCGAGAUUCCGGACGAAUGGCCUGCCCUUGCAGACAUCUUAGACUAUCAAGUGCGGGUUCGAAGUAGGGUGAGGUCCAUCUUUGAGAAGCAUAAUGUGGCUGAUAAUCGAGUGCUCGGCGAAGCACUCUGGAUCGGGUUCGAGCAUGAAGCCAUGCAUUUGGAAACGUUCCUUUACAUGUUAAUCCAGAGCGAAAGAACACUUUCGCCUCCAGCUGUUCCGCAACCGGAUUUUGAGAAGCAAUUCCGCGAUGCACGGCAAGAGGCAAGACCGAACGAGUGGUUCUCGAUUCCCGAGCAGACGCUUUUGGUUGGUCUAGACGAUGAUGGUCAUUCGGUCCCUCGUGACUCUUUUGGAUGGGAUAACGAAAAGCCCCAGAGAAAGGUAACAGUCAAAGCAUUCGAAGCGCAAGCGCGACCCAUUACAAAUGGAGAGUACGCCAAGUAUCUACAGGCAAAUCAUCUGCCUCAGAAGCCAGAGUCUUGGGUCUUGGUCAAGUCUGAUCAGACAUACCCGACUUGCAAUGGUGUCAGUCAAAGCAGCAGUUACGCUACGAACGAUUUUAUGGCACACUUUGCCGUUCGCACCGUGUUUGGCUCCGUCCCGCUUGAGCUGGCCCAGGACUGGCCGGUGAUCGCGUCGUACGAUGAAUUGGCAAAGUAUGCCAAGUGGGUGGACUGCAGGAUACCGAGCUUCGAAGAGGCGAAGAGUAUCUACGCGCAUGCAGCUCGACUGAAGGAAACUAGUAACGGUCUUUCAAACGGUCAUAGUCAAACCAACGGAGUCAAUGGACACGGACAUAGCGAGACCAACCCCCUACGGCCUCGCACUCCCGACCACCAACCGGUACAGCACCCUUCGCGCGAGUCUCUGCCGGUGUUUGUUGAGCUCGACAACUGUAACGUCGGCUUCAAACACUGGCAUCCCACCCCAGUCAUCCAGAACGGUGAUCGACUCGCCGGUCAUGGAGAGCUGGGAGGCGUUUGGGAGUGGACGAGCACGGAACUUGCACCCCACGACGGGUUCAAGGCCAUGCAAAUCUACCCCGGAUAUACAUCCGACUUCUUCGACGGAAAACACAAUGUCAUCCUCGGAGGGUCAUGGGCGACGCAUCCACGGAUCGCCGGCCGCACUACCUUUGUAAACUGGUACCAGCGGAACUACCCCUACCCCUGGGCAGGAGCCCGGCUGGUGCGGGAUGUCUGA